AAAGUACAGGACUUCUAUGUACACUGUUGAGUUUUAAUUUCCCUUCAGUGAAACUAAAAGUCCGGAGUCUGUUUUCCUCCUGGUCAAGUGUCCCUCAUGAACAUGUGUGACAUCACUCUAAUUAGCCUUAGUGUUAGUCUAAUCCUGUAGAUCUGCCUUGCUGUUAAUCCUUUACCUCGGUCAGUCGCUCACACACACACACACACGUAAACACACAUAAAUGAAGUUAUGUUUUAGAUGUCCUUCACCGUAAUGGUGUUUUCUCAAGCUGAGAAACAGCCACGUCUCCAGAUUCAGUCAGCUCAUCCAUUGUGAAUCAUGUCAGCAGCGAUCGUGCUAGUCUGGAUCGUCCUGUCGCUUUGUGCAGACGCUCUCUCUCAAGAGGACUUUGACGCCUGCAAACACAGUCCCUGCCAAAAUGGUGGUGUUUGCAUUAGAAACAGAGGUGAAUACAUUUGCAGAUGCUCUAAGAGUUCCCAAAAUAGCCGACUCUACGGCGGUCCGAACUGCACGGUUGUACUACGGGGUUGUGAGGGCCACCGAUGCCAAAAUGGUGCCACGUGCUCCCCUUUUCUCAGCAACAGUCAACACAGAUACAGCUGUACCUGCCCUCAAGGUUACACAGGCAACAGUUGCGAGUUUUCUACCACAUUCUCGUUUGAAAAGCGCGGUUUUCUACACAUCAAAACAACCAUUGAGGACGCAGAGACAUUUCUGAACUCUACUUUGAGUUUUCGCACGGUGCAAAGAACAGCGGCACUACUGAGCUGCGAAGUGAAUGAAUAUGUGCUCACGUUACAGCUGCAAAAUGGCCGACUACGUCACUCCGUGCAAUGGGGCAACAUCUCACAUCUGGUGGAGCUUUCUCAGGAUGUAGCAGAUGGCCAUUGGCAUAUGGUGCAGGUUUACUUAUACAGAAAUGUGCUAGGGCUUCAUUUGCAUGACCCCUUGUGCUCUGUGAAAACCUGCCACAAAGAAGCUCUAGUGGAAAUGGAUCUGGGGUCAGGGUCAGGACAGUUCUCUUUUACUCUGAUCCAGAAUGUCUAUAUAGGUGGGACAGAAAAUUCAGUAAAUCUGGACUCAUCUUUUCUGGGUUGCAUGCGGGAUGUCUACAUUCAGUCUAACCCAGUGUUUCCGGAGUUGAAGGUCAGAGCUGAGGAGUUAAAGGUGGCUUUGGGCUGCAGGGAAAGUGAUGGCUGUGAGGACAAUCCAUGCAGGAACAGAGGACGGUGUGUCAGCUUGGGAUGGAAGAAACACAAGUGUGAGUGCCAUCGUCCCUACGAGGGAAGUGUCUGCUCUGAGGAGCACAUCGCUGCAAGUUUUGGAAAUGAAGACAAGGAAAGCUAUGUAAUUUUCUAUGUAGAUGAUGACCCCAUGGACACUUUUACCGUGUCCAUGUUCAUUCGCACUCGAUGUUCAAAUGGCCUCCUCCUCGUUUUUUCAAAUAGCACCAGCUGUUACCUGCACGUGUGGCUGGAUGAUGGGAAGGUCAAAGUCCAGACGAGUCACUUUGAAGUCCUGCAGGGCCAUGACCGAGUUAACAAUGGACAUUUUCACCUGGUGAGCAUGCACGUGGAGCAGGGACUGCUCACGCUCUCGCACUCAGCUAGGACUCAGGCCUUGAUGUCCAGCCGAGGUUUGAUGGUCCGGUCAGGUGAUAUGAUUCAUGUGGGAGGCUUAGAGGAUCGGAACGCCUCGUUGGCAUUCAGUGGAUACUUUAAAGGAUGCAUCCAGGACCUACGGCUGAACUAUAAUCACCUGCAGUUCUACCCAAGUAACACACCACUGACUUCCUACAGGCUCAAGACGAUGGUGCAGGUCACACAGGGCUGCACUGGUGAUAAUUACUGUAGGGUGAACCCGUGUCUGAAUGGUGGUGUGUGUUACUCAAUGUGGGACGAUUUCACCUGCAGUUGCCCCCCAAAUACAGCAGGGCGGCGCUGUGAAGAGGUGAAGUGGUGCGAGCUUUCACCGUGUCCCGUUACUGCAGGGUGUCUGACACACGCUCAGGGGUUUGACUGUGUUACCAACGUCACUCUCCGUGAAGGGAACCCCAUCAUCAUGUUUAGAGGUAACGGCAAAAUCCGCCGCCCCCUCCGCAGCAUAACGCUGACCUUCCGCACAAGGAGACGUGAUGCCACACUGCUGUACGCAUCACGAGAAAACCACUACAUUUCUGUUUUCCUCGAGGACGGACGACUUGUUCUGGAGCUUCGGAGUUUCUUAAACUUCACACUCCGAGUACAAAGCCGCCGGGUUUUGGUAAACGAUGGACAUUGGCACAGUGUCAUCCUCAGCAUGAACAACCCAUCCGCCCUGACCUCCAGGUGGUCCAUGGUCCUUGAUGAGCGCAGAGACCAAGCAUCCAUCUCCUCUACAUCUUUUGGAGGCCUGGACUUCCUGAGGCAAGACACAGACAUUAUUUUGGGUGGCUGGGAUCCUGAAUCUGGGGCCAAUUGGGAUGGAUGUCUAGGUUGGGUGAAAAUCGGUGGCCUUGUUCUGCCAUUUUAUGCCGAAACAGAACUCAGUAUGCCCAGGCCUCAGGAGGAAAAGUUCUUGAGGGCAUCUGAAAUGCUGAACGUAGGUUGUUGGAGCUCUGAUAUUUGCAAUUCGAACCCUUGCCAAAAUGAAGGUCAAUGUGAGGAUCUUUUUGACUUCUUUAAAUGUCGAUGCCCAGCUGAUUGGCAUGGACAGGUCUGCGAGGUCAGGGUGGAUGCUUGCGCCUCGAAUCCUUGCCUUCACGGAUCCUGUGUAGUCGUUUCUGAAGGUUAUGAGUGUGUGUGUGAGUCCGGAUACCUCGGCCAACGGUGUGAAAAGAAAGAGGACGUGUGUGUGGGACACAAGUGCCGCAAUGGAGGUACCUGUCUCAGAGGAAUCAAACAAUAUGCCUGCCUUUGCCCAAGAGACACAACUGGAGCUCUCUGCCAAGAGAGAAUGCCAGAAAUACCUUGGUACAUGGAAAUGCUUCCAUCUCCCAGGUUGCCAGUGUCCAUCUGUGGAAAUUCCAAGUGGACUUACAGCUGCUUCAAUGGUGGAAACUGCUCCAUGUUUGCGGACAAGUGUGACUGCAUGACUGGGUUUACUGGACAGUGGUGUGAGCUGGAGCUGGACGAGUGCUCCUCCGGCCCGUGCCUGAACGGCGGAUACUGCCGCAACCUAGUCAACAAAUUCCACUGCGUUUGCGAAAUCAGCUUCGCCGGGGAGCGCUGCCAGAUCGACAUCAGUGAUUUCUACCUCUACGGAUUCCUGCUGAUGUGGCAGAACAUCUUCCAGUUGCUCUCCUACCUCAUCCUGCGCAUGGACGAUGAGCCUGAGAUCGAGUGGAACGCUGCCAAUGAUGAGUAAAGCAAAAAAACACCAAAGGAGGGAUGAGAGAUCAGAUCUAAUUACCAGUCAGGGCAUGUAUUUAAGAAACCCAGUGUGACUAUAGAAGCUACUGGACUAACAAGCCACUAAUUUUGUGGGGAGGGAUGAUGAGGCCUGGUAAUUUAGGUUGUGGCAUUUAAAAAAAUAAUAGGAGCACAGUUCCUUUUAUACCACAGCACGCUGACAACAAUCCCAAGCACUUGUAUGCUGGCAUGUAUGAUGGCAUGUUUGGGACACAGACUUUACAUGUCAAGAUGUUUGAGGUCAACUUCCUGCUCCAAUAUAUUUUAUAUAACAACCAAAAUUCUAAAUUUAUAGAACCUGCUGCCUUUAUAUUCCAAAACUCACCUUGUUUUAGGCAUCCAGUGUUAAAAAAACAACACUAAAUACAUAUACAUCUGUGAAUGGUAUAGCAACAUUUACAUUUCCUCCUAAAAUCCCGAGCCAUAUAGAGUUCUGCUUUGGCCUCGGAGAUAUUUCUGAGCUGGUGGCUCUUAUAUUCCAAGUAUGCCUUUCCUGAGUGAAUUAGUGUUUACUCUGGCCUUAGAAGCUCAGAGAAGUGUUGACUCCAAACCGGGGCCUAUUUCCAUAAAAGGCAAAGUGCACAAGGGACUGAAUGAAGUGUGAUGCAAUCGGAUUUCAAACCACAUCUCCCCCUAUCGGUCCGAUCCGAAAUCUCUACACUACACAUGUCACAAAAAAAGGGUCAAUGAAUUCACAAUGAAAGGAUGUGUUUUAUUUGUAAGGUGUUCACGUGAACCCUAGUUCGGGUUCAUAUCCUGGGAAAGUCACUGUUUAUAAAGAAUACGUAAAGAGUUGCCAGGAUGGAAUAGACAAACCCCAGGAUUUCUGAGCAGUUAUAAACUUGAGCACUGGAUCAUAAGCAAGAGAAGGCAGCAUGGUGGAAGACUGCACCAGUACAGGAUGAGACGAGAAGAACAAUGCCUUUGCACGUAAUGUGUACGAAACACUUUCAUUAAGCUGGGUGUUUGCUGGGCAUUUGGUCUGCACAGUUAAGCGCCACUGAACUCGAAGACCCUUAAUGUUAUCUACCCUAAAAAAAAAACAAAUACGUGGACACAGACCUGAACUUGAAUCCCUAAAGUAAAUAAUAAAAUCCUAUUUACUCUGCGUGGGCAUAGGACAAGAGUGUUCUUCAGGGCAAUACAAAAUGUCUUUACACGAGAGAUGCACAAUUUACACUGUAUGUACUAUAAUAACACUUAUAAUGUUCUAUAAUAGUUACAUAAUGCAGUAUAAGGAGUAUAUUGUCUACAAUGCAUCAUAAAGCCUAUUAUCAUGCUUAGAAUACACUAUGAUGCAUAUCACAAUGACCUAUAAGAAGUGUCAACAGGCCUAGAAUAAUGUUCACAGUGCACUAUAUGCAUCAUUCUUUCCUAUAAUGCAUUAUAUAACCUAUAAUAGCUCUUAUAAUGAACCACAAGAUCACAAUGCACACAAUUGAUUAUAAGGAUAGUGUUUACAAUGCAUUAAGGCAUAUAGUAAUGCUUAUAAAUCACUUAUAACACCUAUAGUGAACUAUAGGUCCUGUUAUAAUGCUUAUAGUACACAUUACGACUAUAGUGAUGUAUAUAUGAAGCCUUGAGGUUAUUUUGUUAGUGCUGUUAUAAUGCACUAUAAGGCCUGUGAAAAUCCCUAUAAAACAAUAAUGCAAAAAUAAGGAAAUGAGACACUAUAAGGUUGGAACUCUGCACAUAUUCUAAACAAAUGCUAAGAUUUUACACAAAGUUUGCCCAAACUAUUAUCGACUUUCCGGUAAGUACACAUCAGGUGAAUGUGCUUUUUAUUUUUUGCUUUACAAAUAAGUCACUUCCUGUCCGAAUGUCCUCAAAAACCUCUAUGACGUUGGUCAGAACCGGUGUGUGUUUUACCCCUCCCCAGUGACAAAGGGUAAACUUUGGGGUGCAUAUAUAUAUAAGAACAAA
Silurus meridionalis is the source of this 5312-nucleotide messenger RNA. RefSeq names its product protein crumbs homolog 1-like. The record is from RefSeq and is a predicted model, not a curated record. NCBI's taxonomy places the organism in Eukaryota, Metazoa, Chordata, Actinopteri, Siluriformes, Siluridae. Gene Ontology annotation, cellular component: plasma membrane; protein-containing complex. Gene Ontology annotation, biological process: heterophilic cell-cell adhesion; establishment or maintenance of epithelial cell apical/basal polarity. The coding region runs from base 319 to 3345 and encodes 1008 amino acids. Gene Ontology annotation, molecular function: calcium ion binding. The transcript has 9 exons.